Molecule: messenger RNA, 1071 nt
Organism: Penicillium nucicola
Lineage: Eukaryota; Fungi; Ascomycota; Eurotiomycetes; Eurotiales; Aspergillaceae
Exons: 1
Coding region: 1-1071 (356 amino acids)
Source: RefSeq, a predicted model, not a curated record
AUGAAUCCUCAGCCCCCAGAUCCCAGGGCAGGCAGGAAGCCUUUCCCACCUCUCCGCCGACCGUCCUCUAUCUCCAAAUCCGCGACUCCCCCCACUCCACCCGAGCUACCUGCCCCACAACGGACCACACAGGAGAAAUUCUUUAUCUCAACCACCUAUUCCACCAUCACGGCCAGAGCUCUGUCAUUCCGCGGACAGGUGCUCAGUGGCGUCACCCCGCUUCAGCUGGCCAAGAAUGGUUUUCACUACCAACCUUUUCCAAGUGGCGGCCUGGCUUGCUGCUUUGCGUGUCAGUCAGCCAAACGCCUAGACAGCUUCCAGCGCCUACCUUUCCAAGAGAUACAGCAACUACAUAGAGCAGACUGCAUAUGGAAGGUCAUCUCCAGUGACUUAAAACAACAUCUCGAUUCCACCGACACGCACUCCUCUUCAACCAAUACACACCCUCCGCCUCGGUCAGGCUCUAGCCCUUUUUCCUCGAAGCGCGAACAACCUAAGAAAACGACCACCGACGCGAGUACACAAACACAAGCCGAACCAGCACAAAAGCUGCCUCCUACAGCAGAAGAAUACUUUAACGACUCCCGUGCUCCUCCGCCAUCCAACACAACCGACCCAGAAUCACGUUUACCUCCACCGACCGUCUCUCCUCAGCCUCCCCAUCCAACACCAAGUAUCACUACCCUACCCCUAAGCCAGCAGCCAACCUAUGCUUCGGUCCUCCAGUACCCCACCACGACUUCACCACGAUCAAUUCCUAAAACCCGAGAACCCGUCCCUCCCACUAGACCUAUACUCACGAUAGAAGAUCUUCACCGCCGGUUUUACAACAAACCAUCGCCAUUCCAGCUCGAGUCCAAGACAAAGAAACGCUUAGCUAGUCAAGUUCGCAACAAUUCGGUAUCCGCAACAAAUUCAUUGUCCAAGUUCCUGACUUCAGCAUUGCCCGCAUUCUCGCGCUUUCUUGCAGAGAUGCAACCAAAUUCGAACAAUGCCACAAGGUCACGGCAGGCCCCAACGAGGCUCCAAGAUCGUUUAAGAAGUGGUACACGAUACAUGUACGUACAUUGA